This is a messenger RNA of Photinus pyralis (common eastern firefly), 5205 nucleotides long. RefSeq lists its product as uncharacterized. NCBI's taxonomy places the organism in Eukaryota, Metazoa, Arthropoda, Insecta, Coleoptera, Lampyridae. The transcript has 2 exons. The record is from RefSeq and is a predicted model, not a curated record. Bases 427 to 4971 code for a protein of 1514 amino acids.
UGGAAUUUCUUAUCUUUUCGCUAAAAAGGUUUAAAAACGUUAUUCUUCUAGCUAGUGCCCUACUAUCAAUUUCGUACACCUCCAAAAUGAAUUAUUUUAUGAUUACUAGGUAUAUCCUACUUACAUUUCAAUAAGGGAAAACGUGAAAAACAUUUUUUUUUAAAUGCCAAAAACAUUUUCCGCAGCCUUUGAAUAUAUUGCUAGGAAGGUAUACGAUCCUUUAUGGAUCCAUUUACUUAACUUGAAAAACUUCGCUGUAUAAUAUACCAUAAAUGAUAGUAAACAUUAUUGUACCCCCCUCCACCAACCAAAAACACUACCUGCUGUUUUCCGUCUUCCACUCCAUACAGUUUAGUUAGUCUCGUGUAGCGGUGCCGUGCUGUUAAUAAAACAAUAAAACGAGUGUUAUUUGUGCGCUGAAAAAUAAUGAACAUGUCUCGCGAGUGUAUAAUAUGUGACAAAUCGUUAGAUGAUGGAACUCAGACAUCUAUAGUAAAGGAAAAGGGGUUGGAAGGUUUCAUUGAAGCAAGUAAAGGUCGAGAGGAUGGUAAAAUAGAUUUGUUUAAUAGAUAUAAGACUGCUAAAGAGGUUGAGGUUCACGAAAAAUGUAGGAAAAGAUAUACUAAUCAAAAAUUAAUUAAUGCUGCCCGUAAGAGGAAUACACAAAGUAGUAAUUCAUCUGCACUUCGCUCCAAUAUUCCCCAAUUCUCAUUUAAAACCCACUGUUUUAUAUGUGGGGAGGAAGUGCCACCAGAUUAUUCAAACAAAGAAAUAAAAAAACCAGCAUACCGCCGUAAUCCUGUGUACCCUGUGACCCAAUUUACUGUAGGUAAAAACAUAGAGAGGCUGCUGAAAGAUCGAAAUGAUGAAGUCGGACGUGCUAUUUUACUUCGUAUAGGUUCAGUGCAUGAUUUGCCAGCUGCUGAUGCUCAAUACCAUUUUUUAUGCAUGAAAGAGCUAUACCUUCCCAAAAGACAAACAAAAACACAAGGUAGGCCUAGAAAUGAUGUGGAUGAAGAAAUGCAAUGCAUUUUCAAUUACAUUGAAGAUAGUUCUGAAGAAUGCCAGUUUACAAUUGAAGAACUAAUAAAUAAGAUUGAAAGUGACUGUCGUCCUCACCCAAGAACAGUAAAACAGCGCCUCCUUGAGAAGUAUGGCGAUGAUAUAUGUAUAACAGCCAAUAUGCCUUAUAUUGUGUGUUUCAAGUCCACAGGUCACAAGAUUAUUAAUGAUUUUUGGUAUCAAAAUAGGUUGUCAGAGAAAGAAGAAAGGACAAGGAUCGUUGAAACAGCAGCUGCUAUAAUUGUUGAAGAUGCACGCUCUCAAGUGUACAAUUUGACACAGUACCCUUCAUCAGAUACUUUUAUAGAUAAUUUGAACGACCUAAUUCCAGAAUCUCUCCUAGCCUUUACAGAUGCUGUAGUAAUGAGCAAGAAAAAAGGAAAUUUCGAAAAAUGGAAGAAGCAAUCUCUUGCAAUAGCCGACUGCUUGCUCACAGCCAUAAGGCCAAAGUCAUAUAUAUCUCCUUUGCAAGUGGGCGUUGCAACUUUUUUGUACAAGAAGUACGGAUCACGAAGGUUAAUCGAUGUGCUAAGUUCAUUGGGAUUUUGUUCAUCAUACACAGAAGCCGUACGUUUUGAAAUGUCCUCUAUGUUGGAACCACAUCUAACUCUUAGGAAACAAGCACUAUCUCAAUUUGUUUACGAUAACGCUGACUUUAACAUCGGAACUAUUGAUGGGCACAACACAUUCCAUUCGAUGGGUGGCAUCAUUUGUGUCACUCCAAAGUCGGCUGUUGUCUCGAGUCCACACAUCGACCGGUUAAAGGAUUUACCUUCAGCAGAAACUAUUGGAUGUCUCGGAACCCUUCCAGUGAAAGUGUUUGAAAAGACAGGGCCAGGCCUAGCUGCUAUUCAAAUCAACCCUCUAACUUUAAAUUUCAGUCACAAAAGUUUAGUUAGCCCAUCUGCAUCACACUUGCUGUGGCUCUAUGGAAAACAUAUGAACCGUCUAGGAAUUGGUGGGUGGAAUGGGUUUAUGGAAGACUUAACAAGAAAUAAACCUCACGACAUUACAUAUAUUAACUGCCAGCCAUUCAUUAAUUCACCACCAAGCGACUAUAACACGAUCUACACUGCUUUACUGAGUAGUGUUGAAAAAUCAAAAUCAUUAAACCAACAAAGCACUAUUGUUACCUUCGAUCAGCCACUCUACCUGAAGGCGCGGGAAGUGAUUGCAAGUCGUCAGGGAGACCCCGAACUGCAACAUGUGAUUCUACGGCUGGGUGGAUUUCAUUUACUGAUGUCCUUUAUGGGAGCUGUGGGCUUCAUAAUGGAAGGUAGUGGAUUAUCGGAACUUUUCAACCUCAUUUACGCUGCUGUUAGCACUGAAAAAUUGCUGACAGGUCACGCCUAUGCAAGGGCUGUUAGAGCACACAUGCUGGCUCACAGGACUCUGGCCUCAAUAAUAUUGGAAACAAUAGAUUUUUCUGCCUCAUUUCAAUCCGAAAUUGAACAAAUUUUGUACUGCUCUGAUCGAUCGGAAAUUUUGAGCGCACAUGACAAGGAUUGUGUUAAGGAGCUUGUUUCAAAAUUUAAAGACAAGCUUGAACAAUUCACAAACUUAGGGCCCACUGCCAAAUUGUGGAGUCAGUACUUUCAAAUGGUCACGCUAAUUUUAACUUUCAUAGAUGCAGAGAGAACAGGCAACUGGACUUUACACCUGGAAACCAUUCAUGACAUGCUUCCCUAUUUCCAUUCCAGUGGACAUUUUCUCUAUGCGAAGUGCUGCCACCUGUAUUUACAGGAUAUGAUGGAGCUACAAAACACUAUGCCCCCUAAUGAAUUCAAAGCUUUUACUUUGCAAGGCGGGUUCACUAUUCGGCGAAGCAAUAAAUUUCGUUGUGGAACAUGGAGUGAUAUGUGCAUAGAGCAAGAGCUCAUGAAGCAUAUGAAAUCUUCUGGCGGGCUCACUAGAGGUCGUGGUACCAGCGACGCUAUUCUGUCAAGAUGGACUUUGGGAAUGGCAACGUACAGAAAGAUUUGCGAUGCUGUGGAACGAUUUAGCGGUAUAGAUUUUGCAUCAUCAGAGCAACAUAUAGAUACUCGAGAAUCCUCGCAAACCCGAGACAAUAUUGAUGCAAAGAAAAUGAUGGAGUGGUUCCACCAACACCCGCCCUUCCAGAAGACAGCUGAGCUCAUUUCUUUAAGCACAGGGGUCAUGGGUGAUGAAAAAAUAAAUUGCCACUUGUCUAGGGAGGAAGGAGUCAAGUGUAUUGACAAAAUGUUGGCAAUUGCUGGCAACAAUUUUGAGUCAGUUAAGUUUAAGCGAAGAGAUAGGGUGCUGUCACUUGCCACCAUGAAAUCUUCAAUAAUAGUUCAUGAUCAAUCUGUAGUUGUUAAUCCAACUACCCUAUUUCAACGCAUGAGUAUUGCUAAAGAGUCAGACGAGGAACUCGAGGAGUUCUUGACAUACGAACUGAGCCCCUUUCCACUUGCCCUAUUUGACGAAAAGAAAGGUGGUCUAAUGAGGAAAGGGACAAAAUCGACACUGUACAAAGCUUUUCGAGGAGAACCUGACACAUCUAUAUUGGAUAAACAUCCCAAAUAUGUUGUUGACGGUGGAUUUCUUCUACACAAAGUUGUGUGGCCUGAAAAGAAGACAUUUGGUCAAAUUUGUGACAGCUACAUUGAAUACUUAAAGAAAAAAUAUACAUCAACCGCAGUAGUAGUCUUCGACGGCUACUCAGACGCACAAAGAGGAACUAAACAAAUGGAGCGCAUGAGAAGAUCCAUGACUCAGUCAGUUGACAUCCAAUUCAAUGACAAAAUGGUGCCCACGGUCCCCCAGGAAAAGUUUUUGUCUAAUCCCUACAACAAAAGCAGAUUCAUUAGCAUGCUUCUACAGAAACUGAGUGCAUCGCAAAUUGACACGAAGCAAGCAAGUGAAGAUGCAGACACUCUGAUUGUGCAAACAGCCCAAUCUCUUGCUGAAGAGCACGAAACUGUUGUAGUGGUUGGUGAGGAUGUAGACCUCCUGGUUAUUAUGAUUGGAACCCUGACGUCAUCCAAUGUAUACUUUUUAAAACCAGGAAAAGGCAAACAUCUUCCAUCUGUUUACCAUCCUUCAAGUACCAUCGAUAAAUGCCUGGCAGAACAUAUACUAUUCAUACAUGCAGUCAGUGGUUGUGACUCCACAUCUGCUCUGUUCAAACAAGGGAAAGUCAAGUUUAUAAAAACCCUUACAAAGUAUCCUGAUCUGUCAGUCUACAUUCGACAAUUCAGAAGCCCACGUGCCACAUCAGAAGAAAUUUCGGAGGCAGGGGAAAAAUUCCUAGUGGCCUUGUAUGGCGGAGAUCAUCGCACUACUUCAAUUAAUAAGCUGCGUUACAAACAGUAUGUGUCAUCAGCAUUUAAGGUUAGCGGAAAUGUAGCGUCCAUCCCUCCCACUAAAGCUGCAGCCCAACAACACUGUUACAGGGUAUUUCACCAAGUACAGCAGUGGCUGGGGAAUAUUCAACUACCUGAGCAGUGGGGAUGGAAACUUAUUAAAGGCAACUUGAUUCCCAUCACGACCCUUGAGCCCCCAGCUCCAGAGAAGCUUCUGAAACUCAUUGCCUGCAAGUGCCAGAAAGGUUGCAAGGGCAAUUGCGGAUGUAUAAGGGUUGGGUUAUACUGCUCCAGACUGUGUCUGCAUUGUGAAGGAAGAUGCUCUAAUAUAGAAAUAAUGCUGAGUGAUGACGAUGAAGACGUUUCACCUGAGAAGCUCGAAGUAGAGAGACCAGCGCCUAUCCUUCAAGAACUCGAGCAAUCCACUGACCAGAAAGGGCUAAAGAGAAAACAUUACGUCGCUCCGGAGAUACAGCCUGGACCUUCUAAACGGAUCAUCUGCGAACGCAAUGCUGAGCUUUAUGCAGGUAAUGACUUCUUCUUCUCCAUCUUAUUUUCAGUUUUAUCUUUUUUUUAUAAAUAAUAUUAAAGUCUAUUGUGCAAAGACAUAUUAAAUUCUGGCCGUAAUGGACAUGAACGACAUUGAUUUUAUUAUAGUUAUCUAAAGCCUCCAUUUUCGUUGUUUUAGGUGAUAAUUCUGCAGAUGAGGACGCCGACGACGAAUGAACAUAAAAAUUUAGAAAAAUAGUGUUUUUGCUUUAUUUUUUGUGUAAAUAAAAAUUUGUUCCAAUAUGUUUUCUUUUAUCAAAACAUUAUU